CACAAAACACUUAUCAAAAAAUAAAUCAGAUCAAAUGUGCAAACCCUCUGCCCAAACCCCUGUUAGACAGGUUCUCCCCACUAAUGUAAAGCCUGUUCACUAUGAUUUGUCUCUGAAGCCAAAUCUCAAAACAUUUGUAUUCCAUGGUCGUGUCAAAGUGGACUUGGAAAUCAAAGAAGACUCUACAACCAUUGUUCUCAAUACCCACGAUAUCAAGAUCCAUUCUGCAACACUUGCUUCAUCCCACCUUAAGACAGAGUCCACUCAGACUGCAACUGAAAUUACUUAUGAUGAAAAGAGGGAUCUUGCUACACUGACUUUCCAAGAGUCUGUCAAGGCCAACACAACAGCGGUCUUGGAUAUUGUGUUUGAGGGUGUAUUGAAUGACCAGAUGGCCGGUUUCUAUCGUUCGUCGUACAAGGACGACAAUGGUGAAGUUCAGUACCUUGCAACAACCCAGUUUGAAGCUACUGAUGCCAGACGCGCCUUCCCAUGCUGGGAUGAGCCUUCUCUCAAGGCCACAUUUGAUGUCACACUUAUCGUCCCUGAUCACUUGACCGCCCUAUCCAACAUGAACGUUCUGUCCGAAAAACCUUAUCACGAAGUAGGCAAGGGAACCGAGGAAGUCAAGUACGCCACCACUCCUUUGAUGAGCACAUACCUCUUGGCAUUUGUGGUCGGUCCAUUUGAGUAUAUCGAAGCUUUCACCUCUGGCGAACAUAAUGGCCAGCCCAUCCGCUCCCGUGUCUACGCCUUACCUGGCUCGGUUGAACAGGGUCGCCAUGCACUCAAUGUCUGUGUUUUGGCUCUGGAGUACUUUGCAAAGGUGUUUGGUGAAGCCUAUCCUCUUCCCAAGGUCGACAUGGUUGCUAUUCCUGAUUUUGAGGCCGGCGCCAUGGAGAACUGGGGUCUCAUCACUUACCGUACCGUUGCUCUUUUGUAUGACGAAAAGUCGUCGUCUAUUGUCUUUAAGAAAAGCACUGCCUACACUGUCUGUCACGAACUCGCUCAUCAGUGGUUCGGUAACUUGGUUACAAUGGAGUGGUGGGAUCACUUGUGGUUGAAUGAAGGUUUUGCUACUUGGGUCGGAUGGUUGGCCGUUGACAACAUCUUCCCUGACUGGGAUGUGUGGACCUCAUUUGUCAAUGAAGAUAUGCCCAGAGCUUUGAAUCUCGAUGCUCUGCGAUCCUCCCACCCAAUCGAAGUUGCCGUCAACGAUCCCGCAGAGAUUCACCAGAUCUUCGAUGCCAUUUCUUACUACAAGGGUGCCAGUGUCAUUCGUAUGUUGAGCUCAUGGCUUGGUGUCGAGACAUUCUUGGCUGGUGUUAGACGUUACCUCCACCGUCACAAGUUGAGCAAUGCAUCCACAAAUGAUCUCUGGACUGCCCUCAGUGAAGAAGCUGGUGUGGAUGUGUCUAACUUUAUGACCUUGUGGACCAAGCGCGUUGGCUAUCCUGUACUGAAGGUUCACCAGGACGAUCCUUCGUCUUUCCAGGUCACCCAAACUCGUUACUUGUCUACUGGUGAUCUCAAGGAAGAAGAAGACGAAACUGUCUGGUGGGCACCUUUGGGAGUCCUUACCCCCGAAAAGAUCGAAAGCUGGACCUUGACCGAGAAGACCCAGAACUUUGACUUGACCUCCGAGACCUUGUUCAAGCUCAAUGCUAACCAGACCGCAGUUUACCGGGUUAACUACCCCAUUGACAUCAUCCGCAAGUUUGCCGAUGAAAUCAAGAAAGAAAACAGCGGCCUUUUGCACAACACAUCCGACCGUGUUGGUCUUUUGGCUGAUUCCGGUAACCUGUGUGUCAGUGGUGAACAGACCACGGCUGCCUUCCUUGAAUUGGCUGAAGCAUUUGAGAACGAGACUGAUUACUUUGUCUGGUCUCAGUUGAGCACUCACCUCGGAAACAUUCUGUCUACAUGGUACGGUCAGCCCCCUGCUAUCCGAGACGCCAUCAAGGGUCUGCGCCGCAGCCUGUUUGCCCCUGUUGCCCACCGCCUCGGCUGGGAAUUUGCUGCUACUGACGACUACCUGACCAACAUCCUGCGUGUGCUUGCUAUUUCGAAUGCUGGCCUAUCCAAAGACGCUGCCACAAUCGACGAGGCCAAGCGCCGAUUCUGGCUGUGCGCUGGUGGCGAUACCGAGGCUCUGCAUCCCAACCUGCGUGGCCCGGUCUACAACAUUGUCUUGCGUGCUGCCAAGGACGAAGAAGAAGAGAUCCGCCUCUGGGACGAGAUCCACAAGAUCUACCAUGACCAGACCAUCCCAACCGACCAGCGCCUGAUUGCCCUGAGUGCGCUUGGUGGAGCCAAGAGCCCGACUCUUAUCGACCGCUACUUGCAGAUGAGCCUGGACGAGAACGAAGUCCGUGGCCAGGACUCCAUUUACGUCUUUAGAUCACUCUCGACAAACCCCGAAGCCCGCGAUCUGUUCUGGGACUUUUUCUCGCAGAAUUACGACAUGCUGCACGCAAAGUUUGCAAAGUCGCUUUCCUUGUUUGGCUCGGCUGUCCGCUCGUCCGUCAGUGGAUUCACUUGCUUGGACAAGAUUGCAGAAAUCGAGGCCUUUUUUGCCGAAAAGGAUACUCGUGAAUAUGCCCGUCCUCUUCAGCAGGCCAUCGAAGGUGCCAAGGUGAAUGGCAAGUGGGUCCAGCGUGAUCAUGAGUCGGUUGCCGCAUGGGUCGAGAAGAACUCUGGUCGCUUUGCUUAAAAACAUCAAGAAAUAAUAAGAACCAAAUGAACCUCAAAGAAGGUUGAAAGAAACCAAACAGAGCAACAAGCAAGCAAGCAAACAAACAAACAAAAAAUGAGAAAAAAAAAUGUUGUAAAGUCAAAAAAGCAACCAUUGUAUAUAGAAUUGUAAAGAAAACAAAAACACACACACACAGGUACCCACAUACAAGAAUAUAAAGAAGAAACAUCUUACUGGUAGUGUAGUUGUUUUGGAUAAAAGAAAAAUAAACCUCUCAUUAUUAUACAAAAAUAAAGAAAGAAAGAAAGAAAGAAAGAAUCGAGCUAUAUAGAGCUAAUUUUGACAUGAGUG
Phycomyces blakesleeanus NRRL 1555(-) is the source of this 3046-nucleotide messenger RNA. RefSeq lists its product as hypothetical. The record is from RefSeq and is a predicted model, not a curated record. Gene Ontology annotation, cellular component: cytoplasm. Gene Ontology annotation, molecular function: zinc ion binding; metalloaminopeptidase activity; peptide binding. The transcript has 8 exons. Lineage: Eukaryota; Fungi; Mucoromycota; Mucoromycetes; Mucorales; Phycomycetaceae. Gene Ontology annotation, biological process: proteolysis; peptide catabolic process. The coding region runs from base 35 to 2713 and encodes 892 amino acids.